AUGACCACGCCACCCUUCAUUGCUGACCGGCUAUGGCACUCGCUCUGCCCCGCAUAUGCGCGCCUCUCCACCGGCACCCGGCGUGCCCUUUUGAGGACUUCGACCCAACACCCUAGCGCUCUUCGCCCGAGAAAGGUUUCUUUGCCGGCGCAAUGCGCCCGACACUCGAGCACCACCGGGACCCCCGUCCGAUUCGUUGCACCCGGGAGCGCAACCACCAAAGGUGGAGAAGUCUUAGCAUUGAAGCAGAAACGGAGAUAUGAAGAGAGGCUAAAGUCGACCGCCGUUCAUGAGCUGGAUGGCGUCGAAACGGCGCAGAUCUACCAUCGCCUGCGUCGACUGGCGGCAGACGGAGACAUUGACGCGGUUGAGCACGUAAUAUCGUAUCUGUUGCAAAAGAGAGGGGAGGAGCCGAACGUGGCCCUUUACGAUGCUGCUAUCCUGUCCAAUGUGUCUGCGGAAAAGGGCUCGGCGGCGAGAGCUACCGUGCUGCUGAGAGAGAUGGGAGAAAACGGGCUGGAGCCGACAGCAGGAACAUGCCACGACAUACUCAGGGUUGUCGCUGCCCAUCCGGACUAUCUCCUCAGAGACGCGAUCACCCAGUACAUGCGCCAGAGAUGGUUCAAUAUUACCGACGACGGCCGCCAUGAUAUAGCCGUGGGCCUUCUUCGAGAAUCACAAUUGGAGCUGGCGCUGAGUUACAUGGAUACCAUGGUCUCUGAAGGGAUUCCGAUCAAGAGCUGGUUGUACGACAUGGCGAUUUACACGCUCUGCGACGUUGAAGAGGUGGACGAAGCACUCAAAAUUAUGCAGCGGCGGGUCGAGUCUGGCGAGCAGAAUAUUUCGAAGCCGGUGUGGUACAGCUUGCUCGAUGCUGCUAGCAGUGUGCAAAAUCUUGCAGCAAUAGAAUAUGUUUGGAAACGCCAGGUUGGCCCCGGACAUAUCAACCCAUCAUCCAGCAUCUGUUUCAACAUUCUUGCUGCCGUUUCGCGAGUUGGAGAUGCCGACCUGGCAACAGACGUUUUUCGUGUGCUGAGCGAGCGGAAAGAGGUGUUUACACAACAACACUAUGAAAUGCUCGUGGACACCUACAUUCAAGCUGGCGACAUGAAAACAGCCCUUUCGGUGUUGUGCAUCAUGCAGACCAGUGGCGCGCCGCCCAACGACUACUCGACGAGGAAGCUUUUCCAGUGGACGCGCGCCGAGGCUGAUCGUCCAGUCGAACUUUUCGACCAGCUACGGAAAUUGAAGGAUGACGGCCAUACGAUUCCCCUCGCGGCAAUCAACGUGUUGAUUGAGGCAGCAAUUUUCCGCGACGAUUUCGAUACGGCCGUCGACAUAUACAAGGCUCUGCAUACGUUAUGCGAGGAUGGACCUUCGACAUCAACUUUCAACACUCUCCUCCGGGGAUGCCGUCACCGCAAGGACCUGGCCAUGUUUCUGGCGGCCGAGAUGGUGGAGAGGAAAGUGGAACCGGACGCUCUGACGUACGAUCGGCUCUUGUUGGCCUCUCUCCUCCGCCAAAUCGUCGCGGGCCCGCGCGCGCGGCACCCGGAAGCCGGGCUCGACCUUUGCUACGUGACAGACUCGAUCAUCGCGACGUCGGGGCCGUCAGGGACGUACCCGCAGCGGGCGUACCGCAACCCGCUGGACCAGCUGGUCAAGUUCCUGGACAAGCACCACGGGCAGAAGUGGGCGAUCUGGGAGUUCCGGGCCGAGGGGACGGGCUACCCGGACGAGGAGGUGUACGGGCGCAUCUGGCACUACCCGUGGCCGGACCACCACCCGCCGCCGUUCGCGCUGGUGCCGCGCAUCGUGGCGUCGAUGCGCAACUGGCUGCGCGCCGACAAGGACAACGUGGCCGUGGUGCACUGCAAGGCCGGCAAGGGCCGCUCCGGCACCGUCUCGUGCUCCUACCUCAUCGCCGAGGAGGGCUGGAAGGCCGAGGACGCGCUGAAGCGCUUCACCGAGCGCCGCAUGCGUCCUAGCUUCGGCCCUGGCGUGUCGAUUCCCAGCCAGCUGCGCUGGGUGGGCUACGUCGAUCGCUGGACCAAGGGCGGCAAGGUCUACGUCGAGCGCCAGAUCGAGAUCCUCGAGGUCCACGCUUGGGGCAUCCGGAACGGUGUUCGCGUCAGCAUCGAGGGCUUCGUUGAUGAGGGAAAGGUGAUUAAGACGUUUCACACCUUCAGCCGCGCCGAGCGGCAGAUCGUCCGGGGCACCGUCAAGGAUUCCGGCGGCCUCGCCGACGUCGUCAACGAGGUCCUCGCUCAGCGAAGGCUGGAGAAGGCGGCCAAGGAGGACCAGUCGUCGUCGGGCUCGUCCACUCCGGUAGACCGCAAGGCUAACAAGGAGCUGCCGCUGAGUCCAGAGGAGCAGGAGAGCGGCGCAGACGACAGCCCGGCGGAAUAUGGCGAUGUCAUAUUCAGGCCCUCCAAGCGAGUCGUGCUCCCGACCAGUGAUAUCAAUAUCGAUUUUGAACGGCGGAAUAAGGCCAUGUACGGCUACACCAUGGUCACUUCGGUGGCGCACGUCUGGUUCAACACAUUCUUUGAAGGCAACGGCCCGGAGCAGAAAGGCAAGGCAGAUGAUUCCGGCACCUUUGAGCUUGAAUGGAGUAAGAUGGAUGGCAUCAAGGGCAGCAGCCGCAAAGGCACUAGAGCAUUCGACAAGGUGGCGGUUGUUUGGAGAGCAAUCCCAGAUUCGGAAACGGGCCACCCCGAUGUCGUUAUCACGGAACCGAAGGUGGGAGAGGAAGUUCCACAGUCCAAACCCGCCGAUUGGAAGGGAGGGGAGCCCUCGGAGCGUAAUGGAAAGGAGCUGGGCUUGCGCACCGAGACGCCUCCUGGCGGAAGUCCUAGCCUCUCCAAGGCGAGCAGCGUGAGGACUCAGAACAGUGCAAACAAUUCAGGCAUGGUAUCUACGGAAGACACGAUCAACGAGACCAUGGGGUUGAAGACGCAUGGGCGUGGCGGCGAGCAAAUCGUGCAAGCUACCAGCAGCAGCUCGGAAGAGUCGUCGCCUAUCAGGACCGAGAAGCCGCAGGUGAUUCCGACCAUCUCGAACCCUGAGCUCGCGAGCAACGGGAUCGCCGCCAAGGAUCAGGCAGCCGGAGCAUCUACAGAACCGACGGCGGGAAUUGUCCAGGGGAAAGAGCACGUUUCGACAAGCUCGUUACCGGGAGGAGUACCUGAAGAAGAAAUGAAGACGGCACAUCCGCACGGACUGGGCCACAUGAAGUCCAAGAAAGACUCGGAGACAAGCUCGUGA
Molecule: messenger RNA, 3267 nt
Organism: Lasiodiplodia theobromae
Lineage: Eukaryota; Fungi; Ascomycota; Dothideomycetes; Botryosphaeriales; Botryosphaeriaceae
Product: Protein-tyrosine phosphatase receptor/non-receptor type
Exons: 4
Coding region: 1-3267 (1088 amino acids)
Biological process (GO): cell motility; regulation of phosphatidylinositol 3-kinase/protein kinase B signal transduction; protein dephosphorylation
Cellular component (GO): cell projection; plasma membrane; nucleus
Molecular function (GO): protein binding; phosphatidylinositol-3,4,5-trisphosphate 3-phosphatase activity; protein tyrosine phosphatase activity
Source: RefSeq, a predicted model, not a curated record